Onychostruthus taczanowskii (white-rumped snowfinch) is the source of this 3781-nucleotide messenger RNA. RefSeq names its product rhomboid domain containing 1 (gene RHBDD1). Lineage: Eukaryota; Metazoa; Chordata; Aves; Passeriformes; Passeridae. The coding region runs from base 747 to 1688 and encodes 313 amino acids. Gene Ontology annotation, cellular component: membrane. Gene Ontology annotation, molecular function: serine-type endopeptidase activity. The record is from RefSeq and is a predicted model, not a curated record. The transcript is spliced from 7 exons.
UCGCCACCUCCUCCCCGUCCCUGCGCGGCUCCUCCUGCCGUGCUCUCCUAUUCUACUCUCCUGCGCUCUUCCUGUCUUGCCUUUGCCGCCGCCUCCCGGCGGAGAGCGCACCCCUGGCCGUGAGGGGCGCGGCCCACACGGGCGAGCGCCGCCCGGCUGAGGGGGGUGCCCGGUGCAAGCCCCGACAAGCGGGGUCUGCGCUGGGUAGGCUGACCUCAAGCUGCGCUCUCUAGGCGGUUUCCCUCGGCCGCUGCAAGGAGUGGUGGUGUGAAUUACUGAGGUGAAGCGGCCUGAGAAGUCGAGCCGCCGAUAUUUCACUGUUUCACAGCCUUUAUCUUUAUACACACGCCCAGCGUCGUGCCGGUGGACUCGCUUGUGGGAGCGCGCUCGGUGCGCGGGAGGAGCCGGGAGCCCGCGGGGCUUAUCCGCAGCCACACCUGCACGAGUGUGCUCCUUGCUGCUUGCGUUUGCCCCGUUUUCACCAGUGGCAUUCUUUAUAAAUUCUAUAAACAGCUCCUUAAAGAAAUCAAUAACUCGCCACAACUGUAUCCCUUUCUUUGUUAAUACUACAAAACAAAAAAAACUUGUCCCCCAAAACUGCAAAUAACUUGCGGCUGUAUCAAAGAAGAAGCAGUGGCAAGUAUAUCUUGUCUACAUUUGAAUUUCCAAAACUUGUAUGGUUUUGAAAGUGAACAAAGGACUGGAAAUUGGAAUAAUCCACACAUUUCUUUGAGUAAGAAGUAACUAUGGAACGAAGGCAAAGAGGAGUCAGUGCUGGACUGCUUUUGCUGCUUUAUCAAAUUUCUCAAGUUGGACUCCAGAACAUUCCUGCUGUUACCCUUGGGGUUCUUGUGCUGAAUAUUUUUCUCUUUCUGAAUCCUUUGAGGCCACUGUCUGAAGUGUGUCUCAGUGUAAAUGAAGCUGUCCACAGAAAGAACUGGCAGCGUUUGCUGCUUGCUCCUUUCCACCAUGCAGAUGAUUGGCAUUUGUAUUAUAACAUGAUUUCCAUGCUUUGGAAGGGCAUAAUGCUGGAAAGAAAGCUGAAGAGCAUAUGGUUUGCCUACAUAAUUGCAGUAUUUUCAGUACUGAUUGGAGUAGUUUACAUGGUGCUGGAACUCUUGCUUGUGGUAAUUCUGGAUGAUCCUUCCUUUGAAAUGAAUUGUGGCGUAGGUUUUUCAGGAGUCUUGUUUGCUUUGAAAGUUCUGAACAACCAUUAUAACCCAGGAAGAGUGAGCAAUGUCUUUGGGUUGCCCAUAUCCAGUAAAUAUGCUUGUUGGGUGGAGCUGGUGGCUAUUCAUUUAAUCUCCCCAGGGACUUCUUUUGCUGGGCAUCUGUCAGGGAUUCUUGUUGGAUUGAUGUACACUAUGGGACCUCUGAAAAAGAUCAUGCAAGCCUGUGCAGCUGGCAUUUCUUUCUUCACUGAGCCUGACAGGCCAAGAGACUACUAUUCAGAAUAUUAUGGCUAUUAUCCAGAUUAUCAAUACAGAACUCCAAGGAGCUACUUUGAUUAUACAGGUGGGCUCACUGAAGAAGAACAGCUUGAAAGGGCAGUGCUAAACAGUCUUAGUGAAAGAGAUUUUGGUGGAGGAACACGCAGUUAUGGGCAGCGACCUUAUGGGUUUUGGUUCCCACCUGAGAACUCAGAAGAGGACAUGAGAAGGCGAAGGCUUCGUAGGUUUGACAGAUGAUGAAGUUGGCAGGUGUUGAUGUAAAGUGCUAUUCAGACUUACCAAAAUAUGUACAGAUUUAUUUGUAAUCUGUAAUUUCCAGAAUAAUUUAUAAUCUUUUUCCAUUAUUUUUACUCCUUGUUGCAAAACUGCAUAGGAUUUUGUGAGUUCAGACUCAAAGUUGGAACUUGAAUAAGAAAUGUGAGAUAAGAAUCAAAAUGUGAUCUUCGGCUGUCUCCAUCUUAAUGCACCUUAAAUGGAAGAAGGCUGAUGGUUUUUCCAAACUGUCUUUUUUCCCUUAAAUUAUUUUGUAUAGCUUUAAGAAUUCCUUGGCUUCUUGACUGUUGAUGUUCUCAGACAACAGGUUUUCUUCCUUCAUUGCAACUGAAAUGUUACAUUUUCUAUGUAACUUUAAAGCUAUGCAAUUUUUCCCUACAAACCUUUCUCAGUUAUCUGAGAUGACCAGCUCAUUUUUUGGGAUUGCCAUGUGAAAUGACACUUGAAAAGAUUGCUUUGAUGACAGGGGCUGGGUCAUGUGAAUCUAGGCUUAAGCUCUUGAGCAGUCAAAUAGUUGCAGCUAUCCUUCCCCUGUUGUCCUUACCAAGGAAUUAUUUAAUACAAACUUCAGUGUUGCAGUCUUCCUCACACCAUAUUAUAUAGAGCUUGGAUGAGAUAAAACUGAGUUGUUACUACUUAUGUUUUCCUAAAGCUUUUCUUAAUAUUUAUGUUCUAAAUCAAAAAUUGCUGCCCUUUACAGAGCUGAAAUAAUUUGUUAGGAGUUUUUUGUAAAGAUAUGUGGCUAUGCCAUACAAAGCAUAUAUUUGUUUAGUAAUAUACUUUUUUUAAAGCAUCUAUUUCCCUUUCUAAGAAGCUUGGAAAUUUUAUUUUGUAUAUGCUGUUCAUGCAGCUUUACAAAUUCCGCUAUUUCUCAAUAUUUAUCUUGUUUGAAGACCAGUCUGAGACCUGAGAGUUUGUAGACUUGUGGAGAUCAUACCUAAACACCAGCUACCUUGAAGUCUUCAUUUUUGAGAAUUUUCUUACUCAACCAGAGGAGUCCUGAGAGCUCAGUUGUCCCUCUGGGCACACCCUCCACACAAGGCUGUCCUGCCUGUGGCACUGCUGCCUCUUCAUGUUAACUGAUGAACCUCGAGGGCUUUGGUUCCAGUAUUGCCCUGAAAAUCACUCCUUGUCCAGGCAUUUUAUCCUCAGAAUGAAAGAACUUGGGGAUGUUCCUCUAAAACUAUUGCAGAGAGGUGUGAUUGCAGAAGAAUAAUUUGGUUAUUGGCUUUUGACACAGACCUGUUGGAAUCUCCUCAUCAGCACUGAUGGAGUAGAGGAUUAGGAUAAGCAGUUGAAGGGUUUCACCAACCUGUGCUUUAUGAAGUCUACUUUUCUAUGAGGUUAUUUUUUGAAUAUAAAAAACAAUGCUGCAUAUUUCAUACAGAAAAAUACCCUGAAAGGAAAUUUUUUACUGUGUUCUUUAAAUAAAUAGUACCUGCUCUUUCUGUGUGCAGCUAUUGUAUGUAGGGGAAGCUCUUGUUUGCUGGGAAAAGCACAAUAUCAGGAUGCAGGGCUUUGGGCUCGGGGUUUUGGGACACAACAGGCACAACUGCAAUGUCACUCCAGGUACAGGCAGAAUGCUGAUUUCUGGUGUGUUCUUGGGCUUGUUUGGUUUUGUAUAUAUGCAAUAGCCAUAGAAUAAAACAGCAGACACUUUUAUAGAAGGCCAACUUUUUUAUGUUCAUUGAAGAUAAGUCUCAAAAACCUGUAUAUUUUUCUCAGCAGGUAAUAAUUGGAUGUAAAUGAGAAGGAUGUACCAUUGGUUCCUCAGAAAUCCUUUAAUGCUCUGGUCAAAAGUUGCAGUGUAAUAUACUGUGUGUGCUAAACUCUGAUAUUUUUCUUAUUUAAAAGCACAGGAUGGGCUGCUGGUCAGGUAAAAAAGGAUACUUAAGGUAAAUCAAAAACCUGAUUACAAUUCUGUAAGCACUUGGUUUUGUAAAGUGAGUUUAGACAUACAUGCCAUUAAAUAUUCACAAAAAUGUCAGUACUAAUAAAUGUUCAGUUGUUUUGACAUUUGUUUUUUGUAUACAGAAUUGAAAUAAAUAUUUUUUUAA